GAGAGUAGGUCUGUUAGGCAAAUCUUUAACCAUCCUCUGUUUGUCUACUUUGAACUGUUCAGGGAUUUUGGCACUGGGGAAAUGUUUAUAUUUGCUCAGCUGUUGUUUUAAAGCAUUGUUUUCAUCACUCUUGAAACUUUAGUGAAAGUAUUUGGUCAGUACUGCUUGUAGGUGACACAAAAUGAAAUGUGAAUUGCGGGGAGGAGGAGGGAAACAGCAUUUGCCAUAAUGUACAAAGUUCUAACAGCCCAUUUUGGAUGAGAAGAGAGGAAGGUCCUUGCAAUCAAUCUUUUUUAUGGCUGAUAAUCUUGAGAGGGAGGAAAGGCAACCUCUUGGAGAGGCCUUUGAUCCCUCUGACUAAUAAAAAUUUAAGACAUACAUGAAAGCCAGGCAAGCCUUUUCAGGGGUAGCAUUCUGCAGAUAGGAUAGCAGUGUUUAAAACCAUCUUCUCACAGAUAGAUGAUAUACGGCUUCUGAAAAUCAAAGAUAAUCCAGUUGCCUGGAUUCAGCAGCUAUGAUGAAUCAGGUUGGAUUCAAAAUUACUAACAAAUAUAAUGGUGACCGUUAUGGUGAUACAGAAGACAUCUGCAUCCUUCUCUACUCUUUCCUGGAAAGCUCCUCUGACAUUGCUUUUGCUUCCAAGCUUUCUACUUUGAAAAACCAGUUGUUGGUACAAACGCCGUUUCGUACUGCGUUUGAUGAAGGAGAGCUUCAGACAGAUGGCAAUAGUUUUGGGAGAGUAGAGGAGAGAGCAUUAGUGGCCGACGAGGAGGUUUUCCGGCGUAUAGGAGCACAGUUGGCUGUAAUUGGGGAUAGACUGGCUGCCGAGAUUGAGCCCUCAUUUGUGAACAAUCUGGCACAACAAUUCAUGGUGCAGAAUGUGCCCAGUCAGGAGAUCACCCAGCAUCUGUCUCAAGCAGUGGAGGCAGUCAUGAGAACGAUGCCUCGGGACAUGGAACAGGAAAAAGCCAUGCUAGUGGCAGCAAUGGUCUUGGCCAAGAAAGUAGCCAAUAUAGUCCCUGCCUUCCUGCAGCAGGUGUUCAACACAACAGUGAACUAUAUCAACCACAACCUCCACGAUUAUGUGAACAAUUUGGCACCUGAGAACUGAACAAAAGGGACAUGACACAACUGCAUGCAAGAAAUCGUUUUCUGGUUUUUUUUAAAAAAAAAAAAGUUUUUUUUUUAAAAGUACCAUUUUGGUAUUUUUAAGCAGUUUUUAUAUUUUUUUUAAUCAAUAGCAACAUACUUCAUUAUUUUAUUUAGUUGACUGAGGUAUAAAUUGGCAGUACUCAUUUUCUACUUGAAAUCUUAGGCCAUUUUCUAUGUCCAUCUUAGGAUGAAAGCAAAGCAAUUGUUAUUCUCAAGAUUGUGGUGUUGAUGGCAUCCCCCCUCAAAAAGAGGAGAAGAAGCUAAUGACAACAGACACUCUGUUCUGCCACUUGCUGUCUAAGUCAGAAUAUUUAAUGGGAUAGACUUGAUUUAUAACUCUGAACUUCUCUGAAGAAAUGAAGGCCAUGCAUGCUAUACUGCUCUGUUUUCUGCCAUUUUUAAGAUGCCAUAUAUAAAGUCUUAAAAAAUUAAAAUGUGAGUAUUGAUUUUUUAUAUUUAAUAGAUGGUAGGCAUUAAUGCAGGA
This is a messenger RNA of Candoia aspera, 1636 nucleotides long. RefSeq names its product BH3 interacting domain death agonist (gene BID). Lineage: Eukaryota; Metazoa; Chordata; Lepidosauria; Squamata; Candoiidae. Gene Ontology annotation, cellular component: mitochondrion; cytosol; cytoplasm. Gene Ontology annotation, biological process: apoptotic mitochondrial changes; positive regulation of intrinsic apoptotic signaling pathway; positive regulation of release of cytochrome c from mitochondria. The record is from RefSeq and is a predicted model, not a curated record. The transcript is spliced from 6 exons. The coding region runs from base 515 to 1111 and encodes 198 amino acids.